ACCACAUCUCGAAACACAAGGCACCUAGGUGCAACGAGGGCUAACGCACCGACAGCCUGUUCGUUCUGGAGCAUGGUGGCCCUUCUUCCAACACAAGCUGCCGACUUCCUUGCACCUAUGGCAGCGUCUCAUUUUCGACGUCUUAAUUGCAGCUGCAGGGCAUACAGGGAUGGGCGGUUUAAGCGCGAAUUGCGGGUUCAGAGCAGGAUGGAGCUAUCCGGAUGCCAAAUGAACCAGUCAUGAAAAGUCUGAGAAGCCCCACGUCGAAAACCCUGAGAUGGAGAAAACUGUCCCUUUGGAACGAGCAGCAGAUGAUCUAUGGUUGAAGUCGCAACUGCCGGCCCCAAUGCUCCCAGUCGUCAUCAUCGGGGGCGGCCCUAUCGGGCUUGUAUCGUCUAUCUUGCUGUCGCUGCAAGACAUACCUCAUUGCGUCUUCGAACAAUUCCCAGGAACGUCAAUCCAUCCCAAAGCAUGUGGACUGAAUCAACGGACCAUAGAGAUCUUUCGACAGCUCGGAGUCGAAGAAGAGGUCAAAAAGCACAGAGCACCGCUGGACUCCGUUAGUAAGACGGCAUGGUACACCAAUCUCGGUCCCAAUGGAUGCGAGAUCUAUAGCCGAGAGGCAUGGGGUGGAGGACGGUAUCGCGAUGAACACGAGCGUGCGAGCCCUGUUCAGUACAGUAUUUUGGCCCAGAUACGCCUCGAACCGAUACUCCAGAGACGGGCACUGCAGCUGAACCCUGGCGGGAUCCGAUAUAACACAAAAGUCAUCGAAGUCGAAGAAAAGCAGGAUCGAGUCGUGGUGACCGUGCAACGGAAGGAUGGAGCGAGCGAGCAGAUCGAGGCAAGCUAUGUCCUUGGCGCUGACGGCGGCAGAGGGCUGGCAGAAAGUCUGGGGAUUGAGUGGCAAGGAGAGCACGAUAUUGUCGAUAUGGUCACUGCUCACUUCAAGGCUGAUAUCACUUCUACCCAUCCUGACAAGAGGGUGUUCAUCUCGUGGAUCAUGAAUCCCAAGCUCAAAGGUAGCCUGGGCGGUGGCUACCUAUACCAUCUAGGUCCUUAUUAUCCAGCGUGGGAACCACACGCUGAGUGGGUCUAUGCUGCACCAAAACAUCCUGAUGAUCCGGAGAAGUUCGAUGCCCAAUCCAUGACUCAGCGGAUCAAGACCAGUCUCGAGCUGCCUGAUCUUGAUAUCGACCUGCUGAGUCUCAGUCAUUGGAUGGUCAAUGCCAGGAUUACAAAUCGCUAUCGCAGCCAAGGUGGUCGUGUCUUCCUGAUUGGGGACGCCUGCCAUCGCGUGCCACCUUGGGGUGCUCUUGGAAUGAACACUGGUAUUCAAGAUGCUCACAAUCUGAUUUGGAAAUUGGCACUCGCAACCAAGUCGGGUUCACCGAGUACUUACAAUGCACUGCUCGACACGUACCAGGAAGAACGCCGACCAAUUGCGCAGCGAGUUGCAACGAAUAGUCUGCACAACAUGCGGAAUCAUAGCAACAUUAUGGACAGUGCCGUGGGAAUCACUGCUGACACGUCUACGGAGGAGAAUUUUGAUGCUCUGGACGCUUUCUUCGAUUCAAGGCGUCCAGAACACCAUGCGAAGAGAGAAGCGGUGAGAAAAGCAGGCGAAAUUCUCGACUUGGAGUUUCAUGCGCCAGGAAUCGAAAUAGGCUGGUUCUACCCUUCAGCUGACAUCAACAACGAGGGCGCCAAAAGCCGACAUGGUGGCCAACUUCUUAAAGACGGCUCUUUUAAUAUUACGGCUUAUCAUCCGUCCACGAUUCCCGGCCACCACUUACCUCAUGCCUAUCUUCAACGCAAAGACGAGGUUAUCUCCACGCGAGAUCUUGUGAAGCUUGACCGCUUCGUGCUCCUGACGCAAACUGACGGCCUCUGGGACGAAGUUAGAAGUCAUAAUGUUGAGGUCGAGGUCAUUGAUGGGAAGAACAAUUGGACAGACCGUGACGCCAGCUGGGCAGGUCUAUGUGGGGUUGGGAAGGAUGGAGCAGUUCUUGUGCGACCUGAUGGCGUUGUGGCAUGGAGAUCCACUAAAUUCGAACCCGAGGCUCUACAUGGCUUCCCAGCAUUGCUCAAAGCAAUUUUGAAGCAGGAUAUGCCGCAGCCCGUAUUGUGAUGGCAUCACAAUGAGAAGUUACGCCUCUAGUGUCCAACCUUCCAUGUCCGGAAGCCUAAGGGAGUAUCGCAUCUGCAAGAUUUGCCACUGCAGCAAGAAGGGCCACAUCCUCCUCUUGUCGGCUGAAGAUCGACCUCCCCGUGCCAUUGCCCCCGCUGGCGUCUGACGAGAUCUUAUAUCCGUAUAAUGGGAGAUCUGGCUCGCAAAUAGUGCCAGGAGCGGGCAGGAUACCCUCAUUGAAGUAUGCCCGAAUCGUAUUUGCAGUGCAAAGAGAAGGCUGUGCACCUGAGGUAUGCUGUUAGGGCGUUAGCCAGGUUAUCUAGUCUCCCGGAGAGUCGAAGUACUUACCCCGUAGCCAUUGUGCUGCAACACGACACUGCCAUCGAAGCCGGCACUUGUGUUCCUUGCCGACGCAAGAGGUGUGACAGGGUCAUAGGUAUUGCCGACAAGGAGGAUCUGAUUCUUGGUCUUGAUCUGGAAGCUGCCAGAGUAAAUCUCCUUUGCCUUUUCUUUCCACGUUGAGCACGCAAAGGCAUUAUCGGUGCCAAAGUCGAGGCCUCCAAACUUGCUUGACUCGCUCAAGGCCGUCAAGAGGGGCUCAAGCUCAAAGAGUGCCCUAGCGCGGAAUGCUUGGUCGCCGCAAGUGAUUGCAGCACCGACAUGAUCGUCGUUAUCAUCUGGAUCGUACCAGUGCGAAACCGCGUCGAAGAACCCAGCGAGGUUUCCGGAAAACAUCUCUGCAAACCCUUGCGCUAGCCACGGCCAAUGCGAUGGGUUGUACAGUGCCAGAAGGAUGGCUGUUUUGACCUUAUCGUAAGUGGCCAUCUGGAAACCUUGCUCCG
Messenger RNA from Exophiala xenobiotica, 2973 nucleotides. RefSeq lists its product as uncharacterized. Gene Ontology annotation, molecular function: FAD binding. The record is from RefSeq and is a predicted model, not a curated record. The transcript has 2 exons. Lineage: Eukaryota; Fungi; Ascomycota; Eurotiomycetes; Chaetothyriales; Herpotrichiellaceae. Bases 278 to 2131 code for a protein of 617 amino acids.